Notothenia coriiceps (black rockcod) is the source of this 3606-nucleotide messenger RNA. It is a transcript of the gene zdhhc18a, whose product is annotated as zDHHC palmitoyltransferase 18a. Gene Ontology annotation, biological process: protein targeting to membrane; peptidyl-L-cysteine S-palmitoylation. The record is from RefSeq and is a predicted model, not a curated record. The transcript is spliced from 9 exons. Gene Ontology annotation, cellular component: endoplasmic reticulum; Golgi apparatus. Lineage: Eukaryota; Metazoa; Chordata; Actinopteri; Perciformes; Nototheniidae. Gene Ontology annotation, molecular function: protein-cysteine S-palmitoyltransferase activity. Bases 391 to 1791 code for a protein of 466 amino acids.
UGGCUGACAGCAAAAAAAAAAAGAAAGGAAAUGUGAACUGCUGCAAGAAGCUCCAGCAAAAAACCGUCAGAUCGUGUUGGAUUUUAUGAUAAAGACGAUUUAAUUUAACAAAAUGAGUACUUUAUUUUAACUACUAAACAUGGUAGUUAGCCUUGAGUCAUCCCGGGAACUGAUUCAUAUUGUUAAAGUCUGCUACGGAGAAGAAUGCCUCUGCUGGUUCGCUAGCUAGCUUUCGUUAGCUUUCAGAAUGGACAACUGAACGCUAACCGAACAGGCAAAAUACCAACCUACAAUGACUUAAUCUGGAGACAACAGUCUCGAAAACGUGGCGAGAAAGGAGAGUUUUUGUGUGCCUUUUAGUUAACUUCGAACCGUGUCGAUACUGUUUACAUGAUGAAAAACUGUGAGUACCAGCAGAUCGACCCGAGGGCGCUGUCGGUGUUGCCUCAGUCCGCACAGAACACCACCGAGAAGACGGUGCAACGGUCGCGGAGGAAAUGGGAAGUAUUCCCGGGGAAGAACAGGUUUUUCUGCGAUGGACGGAUCAUCCUGCCCAGUCAGAGCGGUGUCCUUCCUCUGACACUAGGCCUUAUUGUUGUCACGUGUGGCCUUUUCUUUGCAUUCGAUUGCCCAUUCCUGGUGAAACAUCUGACUGUCUUUAUACCUGUGAUUGGUGGGGCCCUUUUUGUGUUUGUGGUCUUCUCCCUGCUGAGAACCAGCUUUACAGACCCAGGCAUCUUACCUAGGGCUACCCCAGAUGAAGCAGCAGACAUAGAGAAGCAGAUAGAUACCUCAGGAUCCUCUACGUAUCGCCCCCCUCCUCGAACCAAGGAGAUCCUCAUCAACCAGCAGGUGGUAAAGCUCAAAUACUGCUUCACAUGUAAAAUGUUCCGCCCUCCUCGGACCUCCCACUGCAGCCUGUGUGACAACUGUGUGGAACGGUUUGAUCACCACUGUCCCUGGGUGGGAAACUGCGUGGGCAAACGCAACUACCGCUUUUUCUACAGCUUCAUCAUCUCUCUGUCUUUUCUGACGUCUUUCAUAUUUGGCUGUGUCAUAACGCACAUUACCCUGCGUUCUCAAGAAGGUAAAAGCCUCGUCCAGUCCAUCCAAGAGAGCCCUGCCAGUGUGGUGGAGUUGGUGAUUUGUUUCUUCUCCAUCUGGUCUAUAUUGGGCCUCUCAGGCUUCCAUACAUACCUAAUCGCCUCAAACCUCACAACAAAUGAAGACAUUAAAGGCUCCUGGUCAAGUAAAAGGUGUGCAGAGGAGUCUGGGAACCCGUACAGUUACAACAGUAUUAUAACAAACUGCUGUGCGACCUUAUGUGGCCCCAUGCCCCCCAGUCUGAUUGACAGAAGAGGCUUCCUGUCUCUCGACGAGGCGAUCCCUGCUGUGUCGGCCUCGGAGAUAGAGCUGCCUCCCUUCACGGUCAAGAGCGACGCACACAUGUGUACUCAGAGCACCAAGGACAUGCUGGAGAGGAUGGUCCACUCGUACGAUGUUCAUGGGCUGUGCCCCCCAGCAACCCCAAAGACCACCCCUCUGGACCUGGAGGUUUCCGGCCCGGCAGCAGCUUCCUCUGAGCCUUCUCUCUCCGCUGGGUGCUUGCCGCAGGACGCUCGCCAGCCUGUGGCCCCCCCUUGCCCCCCGUUCAGCAGAAGCAACAAGAGGAGAGACUCGCUGCACUCCAUCAACCCAGCCUUCCGCCUGGCCUCACCCUCUCCAUCGCUGAGCCGCACCACCUUUAUUCUGGGAGAUGCCCCUGACAAUGGCUUUAUCCCUCUGCCCUGAGUACUCCCAGAAACCAAAAGAGAUGAAAAGGGAUCAGAGUGUAAGGCUACAAAGAAACUUUUUAUAGUGGUUGCCAUUCUAAGAGUCGCCGUUAAGUGAAGAUGACAUUCUGAUGAGUUGAUUAAAGGGAUAGCUCACCCCUAAAUUUAAAAUGCAUAUUUAUUCUCUUAACUGUAGUGCUAUUUAUCAAUCUAGAUCGUUUUGGUGUGAGCUGCACAGAGUUGGAGAUAUAGACAAAUCGGCCUUUUCUAAAAUAAAAAUAAAAUGCAUGGCACUCGGCUUAAGUAGCUGAAAGCUCCAAAAAAUUACAGAAAAACACAACAGCAAUAUCUAUUUCUGGAAAGCAUCAACAUAAUGACUACAACUCAUGAGGCUAAAGACUGUGAAUGCUUGAGAUGCAACUCACACCGAAACACUGGAGAUUGAUCCAAAGCACUACAGGUACGUGUAUAGGUAAAUGUACAUUUAUUUAAAAAUGUUUGGGUGAACUGUUCAUUUACUCACUUUAUGUUCUGUGAGGUUUAUCUAUGUCCUACUACACUACACGUGUCCUUGAGGACGAAGUUAAAUCUUAGUUGGAAGCACAAUGUAGAAAUAUUUUUGCAACACCUUUCCACAACUUCCACAUAUAACCUCAAUCAAUACAUCAGCACUGCAGUGUUUGAGUUCCUGCUAAUAUAUUAUGCAAACAGGUCUUUACAUCUGAGAAUACAGACACAAUGAGUACAGUGAGUACUUACAGUUUGAGUGAGGAUGUACAGAAACAGAAGCUUUGAUUUUCUAAACUGGCUUUCACAGAGAAUUGAGCCAUUUCCAGAUAAUCAGUUAUAAAGUUGGCCUUAUUUCACGUCACAUCAUUUCCUGUCAUGUAGAGCUAAAUCGUUCCAGGGUGAUCUAUGUUGACUGUGUUAAGAUUAAUGAGGACUCAGAGUUUGAAGAAGGGCAGUUUGUUCUUUGUUUUAUUAUUUCCACAUCAGGGUCUUUGCUGUAUUUGGUCAUCAGUUCUGCAUAUGUUGUAUAUCAGAGGCUAGUGGUUGGUAUAUUUUUUGUUUUGUUGGAGUGAAUCCCUUUAGGAGACUAUCAUUGAAAGAGGGAUUUUUAAACAGUGAAUUUGUUCAGACGUUUUUCAUUUAUGACUGGAAAUUCCUUGAAAAAUUACGGUUUUUAAUUGCCACUUUGUUUGAUCAGAUUUUUUGGAUGUUAAAACCAGUAUUUCAUUUAAAUCCAAAUCAAUUUUGCUGCUACACCCCUAGGGCUUGGUUUGCAGUAUUUGUCUCCACACACUGUUUCCUGUUAAAGCGAUUCAAUGGGAUUCAUUCAGUGCGAGUGUGCAUCUGUUUUUUCUUUGCCUCAGGCCACAGACUUAUGUUGCCUGUCAUGCUGUUUGGUGGUUACAGCACAGGCUCAACGUAUGGAGCGUAUACAAGCUAAUUAUUGUCACAGGAAUGUUGAUGAGGUCUCUUUACAUGUCUGUGUUGCUUUUUUACAGUAUGACGCUCUGUCUGAGAUGGUGGAGUUUGACGUUAAACCGCAGGAGUUAGUUUGUGCCACUAGAGGGCAGCAUGUGAUUGCAGCCCAGUCAGAGGACACUUUAGUGACAUGGCAACCAAGGCCUUCUGAUGUUUCAUUUAUUUUUUGUAGUGGAGUGUUGAAGCUGUAGAUAGUUUGGAAACGCAUCGCCAUAGUCAGUGGGUCGUUCAUUUCUGCACCAAGACCCAUAGGUUGUGUAGACAUUUACAAGCAGUGCUUGUAUGGACCACUUGUUUGUAUUUUGUAGGAUGUAACAUUUUGUCAAUAAAAAACAUCACAUUUGUU